Molecule: messenger RNA, 2770 nt
Organism: Pteropus alecto (black flying fox)
Lineage: Eukaryota; Metazoa; Chordata; Mammalia; Chiroptera; Pteropodidae
Gene: RAB40C
Product: RAB40C, member RAS oncogene family
Exons: 7
Coding region: 306-1151 (281 amino acids)
Biological process (GO): protein localization to plasma membrane; intracellular signal transduction
Cellular component (GO): endosome; plasma membrane; synaptic vesicle
Molecular function (GO): GTP binding; GTPase activity
Source: RefSeq, a predicted model, not a curated record
UCAUUCUGCCACGCCCCCACGGCGAGGAGGGCGGCUUCCGAAAGCAGUUCGCCCGAGGGGCCACGGCGCAAUCUCUGGGGUCUCUGUGGAAGCAGCCUGCCGCAGCUUACUAGAGGAUUUAGUAUCCCCAGACCCAGUCCUGUCAUCUCCCCUGGGAACUGCCACCAUCCUGCGAGAAGGGAGGCAUUCACAAACAACCUGGAGUUCCAAACUCCUGAUUGGUCGGUCGGAGGCCUCCUCUCCGCCGUGCUCCCGCGGCCGGCGCCGUGGGCAUGCGGGCGCGGCCUGCGCGCGCGUGAGCGAGGAUGGGGACGCAGGGCAGCCCGGUCAAGAGCUACGACUACCUGCUCAAGUUCCUGCUGGUGGGCGACAGCGACGUUGGCAAGGGCGAGAUCCUGGAGAGCCUGCAGGACGGUGCUGCCGAGUCUCCGUACGCCUACAGCAACGGGAUCGACUACAAGACGACUACCAUCCUGUUGGACGGCCGGCGGGUCAAGCUGGAGCUCUGGGACACAUCGGGCCAGGGCAGGUUCUGCACCAUCUUCAGGUCCUACUCCAGGGGCGCACAGGGGAUCCUCCUGGUGUAUGACAUCACCAACCGCUGGUCCUUUGAUGGCAUUGACCGGUGGAUCAAGGAGAUUGAUGAGCAUGCACCUGGAGUUCCCCGGAUCCUGGUUGGGAACCGGCUACACCUGGCCUUCAAGCGGCAAGUCCCAACGGAGCAGGCACGUGCCUAUGCAGAGAAGAACUGCAUGACCUUCUUCGAGGUCAGCCCUCUGUGCAACUUCAAUGUCACCGAGUCCUUUACUGAGCUGUCCCGCAUCGUUCUCAUGCGGCACGGCAUGGAGAAGAUCUGGAGGCCUAACCGAGUGUUCAGCCUGCAAGACCUCUGCUGCCGUGCCAUCGUCUCCUGUACCCCCGUGCACCUCAUCGACAAGCUCCCUCUGCCUGUCACCAUCAAGAGCCACCUCAAGUCCUUCUCAAUGGCCAAUGGCAUGAAUGCUGUCAUGAUGCAUGGGCGUUCUUACUCACUGGCCAGUGGGGCAGGGGGUGGUGGCAGCAAGGGCAACAGCCUCAAGAGGUCCAAGUCUAUCCGCCCCCCACAUAGCCCACCCCAGAACUGCUCCAGGAGCAACUGCAAGAUCUCUUAGCAGGGCAGGCAAGCACCACCUGUCCAGACACGCUCGAGGAGUGAGGGCUCAGGCUUGGGGAAGCUCCUGGCCGGGUGCUGGGACGGCGCCGUGUGCAGGGUAGACUUUGGCCACAUGGCCCCUCCUGGGAGCGUGGGACACACCUAGCGGGCAGGUGUUCUCAGCCAAAUGAGCCCUGUAGGACAGCAGAGGCUGCGCUGCGGAGCGAGCCCGGGUCCCCACAUGCUCUGCCUGAUUCCACCUUGAGGGGACUGUCCUGAGGUCCCACAGGGCCUGGCUCGCUUUCUUAUUUAUAUAGGAGACAUUUCACCACUUUUGUACCUUUUUAAAGGGCCGACAGGGAAGCCUUAAUGCAGCCAUGGGGUGAGCCCAAGUGGGCUCGUGGAAAUAAGCUUUGGGACAUUAGGGAGGGAUUUGAGGCAAAGACGGGAAGGAAUCCACUGUUCCAUACACUUCACAUGGGGUGUGGGCUAUGCAGGGGCCUGUGGGGACACAUGAGCUUUGGGCAGCAAACUUGGACCUCACUACCCAUGCUGGACUUUCUGAGCAUGGUGACCAGUGUGCCCACCACACAGUGCUGGGCAGUGGUGUGGGGGUGGGCCUAACAGUCUGCACAGUGGGGCUGCAGCUUCCUGGGUUCCUGCCAGCCUUCCAGGGUGACGUCGCUGUGUGUCAUGGAGCCGUGGGCUCCCAAGAGGACUGCUGAUGUUUCUGGGAAAGGAGAAGUGGGGUAUGCCCCACAUCCUUCCUCACGUGGGGGCACCUUUGGUCAUGUUUACAUAUGUUGCUAUAUGAGACGGGCUCAACAUUUCUCCAUAUGAAGAUGCAGAGCUGUCUGUAGGUGAUAAAUACUUGAGGGACUGCCAGGUACUCUGCAGGUCUGGACUGAGUCACCACUCACUCGCUUCCUGAGUGUCUGGACCUGGCUCUCGCCAGCUUCUGUUCCCUGACGACCUUGGGUAUCACUCCAUAGCUGCUUCUUGCCUGGCAUCGCCCCUCUGUGAGGUCACGUCAUCAGAACCAUCCUGACCCAUUUCUUAGUGAUGCCACCUGGAGCAGCCACAGCGGUGGACCCAAGUCCCUCCUCCAGGACCCGGCAGCUAGCCUUGAGCUGGAGGCCUGGCCUCUUUCCACCCACCUGGCUGGUGACAUGGCCGUCGGUCACACUGGUGCUCAACUCUACCUCCUGCUGGGGCCUCCCUAGGCCUGAGACCCCCUCUCUCUGGGACUCCUUUGCAGUGGGUUUCCUCUGGGACAGUCCCCACGCCUGCUGUUCUAGGACACAAGUUGGGGCGGGGUUAGGGGCCGAGGCCUGUGUAAGCAGGGGCUCCUGGGGACCCCAGCUGAGGCCUGGCCACCAGCAGGAUCAGGCAGAGGAGGCCCCACCUGCCCUGUCCUACCAACCUGACCCAUUUCUUUGAACUUUGAACAAAAUCACGUGGACUUUAUUUGAGGGUGUGGACUGUCCUGCAUUCACCACAUAAACACUACCCUUCACUGCUGACACUCACACCAUUCCUGAGCUCCUUUUGGACUGUUUGUUUCUUUGUACAGUAAAUGUAAUUCAGCUCUGACCUCCAGGCUGUAUUUUAUGUGAAUUAAAGUCUGGUUUUAACUGG